Messenger RNA from Salmo salar (Atlantic salmon), 2259 nucleotides. RefSeq lists its product as uncharacterized. Lineage: Eukaryota; Metazoa; Chordata; Actinopteri; Salmoniformes; Salmonidae. Gene Ontology annotation, molecular function: RNA polymerase II cis-regulatory region sequence-specific DNA binding; DNA-binding transcription factor activity, RNA polymerase II-specific. Gene Ontology annotation, cellular component: chromatin; transcription regulator complex; PcG protein complex. The record is from RefSeq and is a predicted model, not a curated record. Gene Ontology annotation, biological process: regulation of transcription by RNA polymerase II.
CAGGAACUUCCGGUAGGCGCACACCACUCUUCAGAAUAAAGAAAACGUAAGAACUGUGCUGUCCUUUUCUCUUUAUUACUACAGAUUAAGUCUGAGGCCGGUAACAUCAACAGUGAGGACAAACCCAGCCUGCCUCUCUCCUUCCACACUGAGUCCAAACCUACAGUCACUGGGUCCUGAUUGUGACAGUGGAACCCAGUUUGCACUGCAGGAUCCAGAGAUGGCAUCAGUGAAGCUGGAAGACUGCAGUCAAACACUGGAGCUGAAUGUCAUCAUUAAAGAUGAAGAAGAGGAGGAGGAGAUUGGAGACCAUGUUGAGACAUUCUCUACAUCCAGAGAUCAACAGCAGGAAGGUCACAGAGCUAAGAGGUCUCACCCCUGCUCACAUUGUGAGGAGAUUUUCCCAAUUCUAUCAAAGCUAAAAAAACACCUUAAAAUACACACAGGACAGAAUCUGUAUCCCUGUAAUGACUGUGGGAAGAGAUUCACGACAUCAAGGUCUCUGACAGUUCAUCAGAGAAUGCACACAGGAGAGAAGCCUUACUCCUGCUGUGACUGUGGAAAGAGUUUCUCUCGACUGGGCAACUUAAAAACACAUGAACGUAUACAUACAGGAGUGAAACCUUACUGCUGCUCUGUCUGUGGAAUGAGUUUCUCUCGACUAGGCGACUUAAAAACACAUGAACGUAUACAUACUGGAGUGAAGCCUUACUCCUGCUCUGACUGUGGAAAGAGUUUCUCUCGACUGUGUCACUUAAAAACACAUGCACGUAUACAUACAGGAGUGAAACCUUACUUCUGCUCUGACUGUGGAAAUCAUUUCUCUCGACUGGGCAACUUAAAAACACAUGAACGCAUACAUACAGGAGUGAAGCCUUACUCCUGCUCAGACUGUGGAAAGAGUUUCUCUCGACUGGGUGACUUAAAAACACAUGAACGUAUACAUACAGGAGUGAAUUCUUACUCCUGCUCUGAAUGUAGAAAGAGUUUCACUCGACUGGGCCAUUUAAAAACACAUGAACGUAUACAUACAGGAGUGAAGCCUUACUCCUGCUUUGACUGUGGAAAGAGUUUCUCUCGACUGGAAAACUUAAGAAGACAUGAACGUAUACAUACAGGAGUGAAGCCUUACUCCUGCUCUGACUGUGUAAAAUGCUUCACAACAUCAACUGACCUAAAAGUUCAUCAGAGAACACACACAGGAGAGAAGCCUUACUCCUGCUCUGACUGUGGAAAGAGUUUCUCUCGAAUGGCCCAGUUAAAAAGACACCAAGGUAAACAUGAAGGAGAGAAGCCUUACCACUGAUCUGACUAGAUUUUUUUAAUAACAGCUGAGCUAAAAGGGUCAUCAGAGAACACACACAGGAGAGAGGCCUUACUUCUGCUCUUAAUGUGGCAAGAGUUUCUCCAGAUUGGGCAAUGAAAAGACACAAAAACUGAUACACACUUGAGAGAAGCCUUAUCACUGCACUGACAGUGAGAAGAGAUUCUACAAUUUGCGCCAUUUAAAAGACACCAUUGUGUACAUAAAGGAGAGAAGCCUUGUCAGUUCUCUCAGACCAGCUAUGAUUAGUCACUCAAUCACUUAAUUUUCAUCUCAUAAAAUAAUUGUUAACUUUGAAUUAGAUCAAAUGAAGAAAGCGUAGAACACUCUUGUAAUCCAAUUUUUUCUCACUGUGAGAACUGUGCAGAGGAAAGGAAGCGUUCUAGAAUGUUAGCCUCUCUUUACUUUACUGAUCAGUGUGCACCAUGUCAGGUUGUGUGUUUUGUUAGCUUCUACUGUAGAUACUGAGAUCUUGGAUUUGCCCUUAGGGUUGAAUAUCCUCUGUGAGGCGUCUCACUAUGAAGUCUGAUGGUUGACUGGGUGGUACUGCUUCCCUCUGCAGUUUUCUGUGGGAAUGAGCUGGUAGACACAACAUACACUGAGUGUACAAAACAUUAAGGACACCUGCUCUUUCCAUGACAUAGACUGACCACCUGAACCCAGGUGGGCAAUGGAAUGAAAACACCCGACAUUGGAAAAUUGGAAAACUAUUGCCUGGUCUGAUGAAUCCCGGUUCCUUCACGCUGAUGGGAGGACUAGGGUAUGGAGGAAACCACGAGCACAUGCAUGGAAAAAAUACCUAACUGUCAUACUUGAGUGAAAGUAAUGAUACCUUAAUAGAAAAUGACUCACGUAAAAGUGAGUCACCCAGUAGAAUACUACUUGAGUAAAAGUCUAAAAGUUUUUGGUUGUAAAUAUACUUAAGUAUCAAAAUU